This is a messenger RNA of Calidris pugnax (ruff), 2133 nucleotides long. Its product is annotated as ubiquinol-cytochrome-c reductase complex assembly factor 1. Gene Ontology annotation, cellular component: mitochondrion. Gene Ontology annotation, biological process: mitochondrial respiratory chain complex III assembly. NCBI's taxonomy places the organism in Eukaryota, Metazoa, Chordata, Aves, Charadriiformes, Scolopacidae. The transcript is spliced from 10 exons. The coding region runs from base 58 to 966 and encodes 302 amino acids. The record is from RefSeq and is a predicted model, not a curated record.
GGGGCGGAAGGGGCGGGGCCGAGCGCACCGCUCCGCCGGAAGCGGCGCCGAGGACCCAUGGCGGCGCUGGUGCGAGCCGUGAGCUGCCAGACGGGGGUGACUCAGUGGGCAGCAGCAUGCACUGGGUUCUUACAGACAGCCACAGGCCAGGGCCAGCACGGACGGAUGCUCAGUGGUAUCUUCCAGAGACACAAGACUGUCCAGUUCCCACUGUCUAAAUCCUGUGAUGGAUUGAUUCAAGCCAAUAGAGCCAUUACACAGCAAAGCAGAUCCUUUUACAACACAAACAAGCAUCUUACUGCAAAAGAUUCCUUGCAGCCAUCUGAAGAGAAAGUGGGUGCUUUCACGAGGAUAAUAGAAGCAUUGGGUUUCACGGGGCCGCUGAAGUAUAGCAGAUGGAAAAUUAAGGUGGCGGCGUUGCGCAUGUACACAUGCUGUGUGGAGAAAACUGACUAUGAGGAAUUUUUUAACAGGUGCCAAAUGCCUGACACUUUGAAUUCAUGGUUUCUAGUGGCCCAGCUUCACGUCUGGAUGUGUCUGGUGCGAAUGAAGCAGGAGGGCCGCACUGGGAAAUACAUGUGUCGCUAUAUAGUCCACUGCAUGUGGGAGGAUGUUGAGCAGCGCGGUAAGGUGAUGGGGAUUAAUUCCGUUGCUCUAAAGGAAGAUUUGAGAAGUAUGGUAGAAAAUUUCUAUGCAGCUCUAUUUGGAUACGAUGAGGGAAUCUUGUCUGAUGAUCAUGUUCUGGCAGCAGCUCUUUGGAGAAACCUUUUCAACAGGAACUGUGAGGACCCUCGGCACCUGGAGCUACUCGUGGAGUAUGUGCGCAAACAGGUGCAGCACCUGGACGCGCUGAGCGGGGAGGACCUGCUGCUGACGGGCGAGGUGACCUGGAGGCCACUGGUGGAGAACGAUGCCCGCAGCAUCCUCAAGCCCCGCUCCCCCGUGUACAACGACGAAGGACUCUGAGGGGGCUGGCGCCUGACAUCUCCAUCAGUUUGUCAGAUCAGCCUGGGGAGCGUGCCUGGAACUGAACUGGGCUGAGGCUGUGGGGUCAGGAAGGAAAAAUCUGCUGUUGGAAAGAAAAUAUUUAAUUAGAUGUCCUGUCCGUGGUGACUCAGUAGCAAAUUGGACAGCCAUACUCUUCUGAAUAUUCACCCGCAAAUAAACGCUAGUUGGUUUGAGAACCUCUGUUCUUUUCAUGGCACUGAGCGGUCCUUGCUGACAAACUGAAAGACCUGCCUUCUGUCUUUAGGAAACCAGAGAUUUUACCGUGACUUAAAGUCAUCUUGAGGAGACAUCUCUGUCCUUUGCCUUGUUUGGAGCUGCUGUGUAGAGACCCAGCGGUGUUCCUCUGCUCGCUGAAGGGUUGUGAAUGCAAAUCUGAGCUUCGCGUAUUCAAUGUAUUAAUGUAUUUUAAAAGCCUGUUAUCAAGAUGGAACGGUCCAUUUUUGCUUUAGUGGAGUUAAGAAUUGCUUUAACAGAAGGGUUUUCUGUGAAAAUCCUUUUUAGGAACUCUGCUCUGUUGCACAGGGAUAGGAGGAUGCAAAGAGUAAUGCAUAGUCCCCACUGAGCCCUAUGGCUCUAGCCAUUUUCAUGAGAAUAAAGUCUAAAAGGUGGCUGGGCUGUCACUAAAAGCUACCUGAGAGCACUGGGUAUUAUUUUGGUCUGCCUUGCUGAUAUUUCCAUAUUCUUUUUAGGGUUGUGCUGUAAGAAUUUCUUUAUGACUAGAACAUCCCUGUUUUCUGCCCGUGGCUCUCGGUGGGACAGGACCAUGCUGUCCUGUGUCCCCCAGAGCACUCCAGGGCUUUUUAACCAGACCUGUCAGCUGGCAGCUGCCUAGGGCCGGGCAGAGGGUGACACCAGGGCAGUAAUUAGGGGAGCAGGAGCUCCGCUGAUGAGGUCAGCAGAGGCCCAGGUGCCCUGUGUGGGUGGAUGGUUCACCAGGCUGUUUCCAGGUCAGUAACAAAAGCAGUUUUCAUUUCUCUCCUGUCUAAAAUCCUAGUCCAUAAUAAAUGUCAGUCUGGGUAACAUUGUGUGUGUUUUCUGUGCCACGUGUGCUUUUGAUAAGAAUGAGCCCUGUAAUAUCAGGAUUUAUUCCUAAUAAAACCAUUAAACAAAAGUCAAAGGUGAUAA